AUGAAUCCUAUCUCGUUUCCAACAUCGUUAUCGGAUGAAGAACACGCAUUGAAAGAAAUCCACGAAAAAUUAAAGUUGAUGCGACGUCUUUUGGCUGAGCGCAAAAAUGCGGCCGCAGGAGAAGUGUCCAGUAUCGAAAAGAACAGAGUCAAAAAAUCUGUGGAAGAUGCAGCUGUUGCGACAGAAGAGCUCAAAAAGAAAGUCAUUGCUGGUGCGAUAACAGUAAAGAAAGUCAGUGAGAAGCAUACUUUCAAGCGUGCUAAAGUCGAUAGGAAAGCUCGUACGAACAGCGCUUGUGAGGAAGGUGAAAUUGACUGUGACAAUAUACUGUUAAUGUUCGUUCUAGUCUUCCUCGGAAGCGCCUCCGAGUCCCAAUACUUCAACAACUUCUUCAGCCGAUACAGUGAGUACGUAGCGAAGCCUCUGCACUUUGUGAUGCAUUCGCAGUGUUGGGAUUCCACAUUAUAA
Molecule: messenger RNA, 468 nt
Organism: Haemonchus placei
Lineage: Eukaryota; Metazoa; Nematoda; Chromadorea; Rhabditida; Trichostrongylidae
Source: the annotation of a GenBank genome assembly